GUUGCAAAGUGGGUCGGCGACCGCUUCAACAGGGGCAUCUACGAUCUUCACAUCAUUGAGCUCAAGCACAUUCCAUUUCUGGAGCAGUCGCCUGAGAAGAAGAUGAUCCUAUUGCAGGCCCGUGAUGUCAUGCAGCGGGAUGUGGUUACGCUGAACCUCGUUGAGUCGGUCUCGAACUUGACUGAGGUGCUGGCUGGCAGCAAUCAUCAUGCCUUCCCAGUCUUGUACCCUGGCACGAGACGCGUGGCAGGAAUGCUCUCGCAGAGCAUUUUGCGCAGGAUUCUGGAGGAAGGCGAGGAAGCCCAACUCUUCGUCGCCAACCAGGAGCCUACGCCCUCCAAGCGCAUACCCUGGAAAUCGAUGCUGUCUUCGAAGCCCUUCAAGUGCCAGACACCUGCUGAACUGCGGGAAUAUGUUGCUGAUCACAUGGACAAGUUGGUGGACCUUGGGCCAUACGUGAAUCGCAACAACCUGUUCGUCCUUAAGUACACAUCCGCGUGGAACUGCUAUACACUUUUCCGCCAGCUUGGGAUGCGACACCUGGCUGUCCUCGGCCGAGACGGAAGCUUAGUUGGCAUCAUCACACGCAAGGACCUUAUCUUGGCCGAAGAUGAGGAGGUGCUGCUGCCGAAGAGUCCGCAGAUUGAUUUGCGCUUUUGCAAGAUCAUGCCGGCUGGCACAUGA
Molecule: messenger RNA, 684 nt
Organism: Symbiodinium pilosum
Lineage: Eukaryota; Dinophyceae; Suessiales; Symbiodiniaceae
Source: the annotation of a GenBank genome assembly